GUUAGUGUGUGUUCACAAAUAAUCAUCACAUUAGUAAUGCAUUUCCUUCUCUCACUUAUUUCUCUAUUUCAGCUACCAUAUUUGGAAACUAUGUUUUCUCUGUUCUUUUUUCCUCCCUUUUCUAUGUGACAAAUAUUUCAUUUCACUUACAUAACAGAUGAAAGAAUAAGAAAGAUCUCAUUGUAUAUACAAACGAAUCUUGGUGUUCAAUAGUCUACAUUCAUCAAUUGAAAUGGCUACCCAUGAUUCAACAUGUCCACCACCAAUGAAGGCCACGUCCAAUGGGGCAUUUCAACAUGAAAACCCCAUGGAUUAUGCACUUCCCCUGUUAAUUGUACAGAUAAUUUUGGUGGUGGCUUUUACAAGAUUCAUUGCAUUUCUUUGCAAGCCUCUUAGACAACCUCGAGUUAUUGCAGAAGUCAUUGGAGGAAUAUUACUAGGACCAUCUGCAAUAGGGAGGAGCAAAAAAUUCCUAGAAACAUUUUUCCCCGCAAGAAGCUUAACUGUUCUGGAAACACUAGCCAACGUUGGGCUUCUAUUCUUCUUAUUCCUAGUAGGUCUUGAGCUUGACAUGCGUUCUAUACGCAGAACAGGUCCUAAAGCUUUAUGCAUAGCUGUUGCUGGUAUCACACUCCCAUUUGUACUUGGCAUAGGCACUUCACUUGUUCUACGUUCAACUAUAUCCAAAGAUGUUGAUCCAACUUCCUUCCUUGUCUUCAUGGGUGUUUCUCUUUCAAUCACUGCAUUUCCUGUCCUUGCUAGAAUCCUAGCUGAGCUCAAACUCCUCACCACCGAAGUCGGUCGUAUAGCUAUGUCAGCUGCUGCUGUCAAUGAUAUUGCAGCAUGGAUACUUCUUGCUCUUGCAAUUGCUCUCUCUGGUUCAAACUCUUCACCACUUGUUUCUUUGUGGGUUUUACUUUGUGGUGCUGGUUUUAUCAUCUUUGCUGUUUUGGUAAUUAAGCCUUUAGUUGCAUGGAUGGCUAAGCGUUCCCCUGAGGGUGAACCUAUAAAGGAAAUCUACAUAUGUGUUACUUUGUCACUUGUUUUGGCUUGUAGCUUUUUAACUGAUACUAUUGGUAUUCAUGCAUUGUUUGGAGCUUUUGUAGCUGGCGUUGUUGUGCCUAAAGAUGGUCCUUUUGCUGGUGUUUUGACUGAGAAGAUAGAGGAUCUUGUUAUGAGUCUUUUGUUGCCACUUUAUUUUGUGUCUAGUGGAUUGAAGACUAAUGUGGCAACUAUAAGUGGUGCACUUUCUUGGGGAUUAUUAGUCCUUGUUAUAUUCACUGCUUGCUUUGGAAAAAUUGUUGGUACUUUGGUUGUGUCUUUGUUGUGUAAGGUUCCUUUUAGAGAUGCCUUGACCAUUGGAUUUCUCAUGAAUACCAAGGGCUUGGUGGAGCUCAUUGUUCUCAACAUUGGCAAGGAUCGCAAGGUACUAAAUGAUCAAGCAUUUGCAAUAUGUGUUUUGAUGGCAUUGUUCACCACAUUCAUCACCACACCAAUAGUGAUGGCAGUGUAUAAACCAGCUAGGAAGGGAUCACCUUACAUGCACAAAACAAUUCAACGUAAAGAUCCAGACACAGAGCUUAGAGUACUAGCUUGCUUCCAUAGUACCUGCAACAUUCCUACCUUAAUCAAUCUAAUAGAGUCGUCGCGAGGAACGCGAAAGCGAGGAAAGUUGUGCAUUUAUGCAAUGCACUUAAUGGAACUCUCAGAAAGACCUUCAGCCAUCACAAUGGUUCAUAAGGCACGUAACAAUGGCCUGCCAUUUUGGAACAAAUUACAAAAUGACAAUAAAGACAAAAUGGUAAUUGCAUUUCAAGCUUAUGGACAUUUAAGCAGUGUCAAUCUUCGUCCAAUGACAGCAAUUUCAUCUCUCAACAACAUUCAUGAAGACAUUUGUUCUAGUGCACACCAAAAGCGAGUAGCCAUGAUUCUACUUCCAUUCGACAAACACCAGCGUGUCGAUGGAACUAUGGAAUCAUUAGGACACUCGUUUCGCGUAAUGAAUGGACUUGUUCUUAGUCACGCUCCUUGCUCGGUCGGAAUUUUAGUCGACCGUGGCCUUGGAGGGACUAGUCAAGUCCAUGCUAGUGAUGUUUCCUACAAUGUUGUUGUAGCUUUCUUUGGAGGAUGCGACGAUCGUGAAGCGCUAGCUUAUGGUAUGAGAAUGGCUGAACACCCUGGGAUUUUACUCACUGUUAUCAAGUUUAUUACUCCACCAGGUAUAACAUUAGCAUUUGGUGCUAAUUUAAUUGGUGUUUCAGCCAACAAAGAUAGGAAAGUAAUAAAAGUGGCUGAUGGUAGCACACAUGAUGAAGAUAAACAAGAGGAUGAUCAAUUUUGGUCAGAGUUUUUAAGUGUGUGUUGUAAGAAGGAAGAGUCAAUGAUGUAUGAGGAAAGGUUGGUGGAAAAUAAAGAAGAUGUUAUAAAUGUAUUGAGGGAAAGGAAUAAAAGCAAUCUAAUUUUGGUAGGUAGAAUGCCACCAGUGGCACCUUUGCUUGAUAGAAGUGAUUGUGCUGAGCUUGGUCCUGUUGGAAGCUAUUUGGCUACUUCUGAGUUCUCUACAUUUGCAUCAGUUGUUGUUUUUCAGCAAUAUGAUCCUAAAACAGAUAUUCAUCCAUUGGUAAUGGAGGUUUCUGAUUAUUACUCUAAUAUGCCAGACACACCAAUACAUGGUGUAUAGAAUAGAAUAGAUAUAUACAACAUAAUACGUAUUAUAUGAUCAAGCUAAUGUUUUUUUGUUUUCAUGAUUUUGGACAUUGGCUUUAGGAAAAUAAUUGGUAGACAGGGUGCACUCCGUCAACCACUUGAGAGAGAAAAAAUAGAUGAUAUAAUAGAAAGAGAGAGAGAUAGAAAAAAAUGAGGCAUGAAUGAGUCAUAAGAAAAUUAUGUGAAUCUAUGUAUCAUUGUUGUUGGCUUUAGAUACCAAAUGUAAAAAAGAAGAGCACGUAUGAGGUUGUAACCAAAUUUUGUUUGAGAAUGAAUUGAAUUUUUUAUU
Messenger RNA from Cicer arietinum (chickpea), 2995 nucleotides. Its product is annotated as cation/H(+) antiporter 19-like. Gene Ontology annotation, cellular component: endomembrane system; membrane. The record is from RefSeq and is a predicted model, not a curated record. Gene Ontology annotation, biological process: proton transmembrane transport; regulation of pH. NCBI's taxonomy places the organism in Eukaryota, Viridiplantae, Streptophyta, Magnoliopsida, Fabales, Fabaceae. Gene Ontology annotation, molecular function: antiporter activity.